CAUUACGCUGAACGAAGAAAUUGUAAAGUCGCCGGACUCCAUCGUGGAAGAAUUUAAUAAUCAAGCAAAGAUGAUUCUGAGCCUGGCGCUCAUUUUGAGUGCCAGUGUAGAGUCCUUCAAUUCAGUGAGGAGAGCUGAACUAGAUUGCGGCUGCUUCUUCCCCGUGGAGCGGGUCGCGAACUGCUCAAAUCGACCAAGCAUUGACUUUAAGUGCUUGAGAAAGAGAGCCCCAACCGAGCUCUGGCUGAGGUGGAAUAAUUAUUCAGCAGUGCCAGAGGAACUAUUGCACGAUUUCAAUAGCACCAGAAAAAUUGAUCUAUCACACAAUAAUAUAGAAGUGCUGCCCGUUGGCAUUGCGGAAUGUCUACCACAGUUAUGGCAUUUGGUUCUCGAUCACAACAACUUCUCUGACCCAAACGAACUCCUGCGCAUAAAUAUACGAGGCAAGGCGUCGAUGCAUUACAAUCCAUUUAAGUGCGAUUGCAGCGAUCCCAACUAUAAGCAAAUCCUGAAUCAAGCUAACAAUUUAAGGACAACCGUCGUGUGUGCAAAUAAUAAAACUGGCAAGCCCAAAUCGUAUCUGGACCUUUGCUACCAAUCGCACAGCUAUGAAGAACAAGUUAACCAGCGGAUAUUGUGGCCUUUAAUAACAAUCGUUAUUGUUAUUUUUAUUGUACAUGUCAUCAUUUGCCGCAGAUAAGCGUGAAUCAUUAUACUAUACUAUAUUGAAUCAUAAUAUGAAAAUUUGUUAAGCUACAGUAUUAGCAUAUCAGCUAUAAAUAAAAGAAUCUUAAUCUAAAAAUAAGAAAAGGUUACAACAGAUAUC
Molecule: messenger RNA, 826 nt
Organism: Drosophila novamexicana
Lineage: Eukaryota; Metazoa; Arthropoda; Insecta; Diptera; Drosophilidae
Exons: 3
Coding region: 71-700 (209 amino acids)
Molecular function (GO): protein binding
Source: RefSeq, a predicted model, not a curated record